UUACUGUAGUACUUUUACAACUUGCCGAGCCUUCAGAUUAGCAAACAUAAAAACACAGUCGUUUGUUUCAACUUUUCCAAUAAUGAUUGAGCGAGUUCCCAUAGAUGUCCGUACUGGUUUUCGUAAAGAAAGCCGUACUGAAAGGCUUCGAGGAUCUACCGUGGACUUUGAGAUGCGUGACAACGACGACUCCCACCCAGUGAAACGGGGGUCCUCAGUUUGGAAGUCGGGGUCCAAAGGGAAAUUAGCCAACACCUACAGGUUAGGACCAAAGCAGAAGUUUCUUCCCCAUUUCAUUAAGAAGAAAUGUGACGAAUUGAUGAACAACUCAUUUGGUGAGAUUGCCUACGACCACGAUAAGUGCAAAGAUGUGGCUGAUAAAGUGGCGGCAGAUAUCCUAGCGUUUUGCACAGAGCAGGUGUUCGACCGGUACAGGUACGUGGUCAGAGUGGUUGUAGGCGACAAGAAGGACCAGACGGUGAAGAUUGCCAGUCGAACCCUAUGGGACGUCGAAAAGGACAACUUUCUGACUCUCAAAUGUGAGAACAGACACAUUUUCGCAGUUGGCAUGGUUUUUGCCAUUUCUUUCGAAUGAUUGGAGUCAGUGUAAAUACAAUAAUUUUCUUGGCCUGCGAAUAAAUGAACGAGACAUU
Esox lucius (northern pike) is the source of this 653-nucleotide messenger RNA. RefSeq names its product tctex1 domain-containing protein 3. The record is from RefSeq and is a predicted model, not a curated record. NCBI's taxonomy places the organism in Eukaryota, Metazoa, Chordata, Actinopteri, Esociformes, Esocidae. The transcript has a single exon. Gene Ontology annotation, biological process: microtubule-based movement. Bases 83 to 595 code for a protein of 170 amino acids. Gene Ontology annotation, molecular function: dynein intermediate chain binding. Gene Ontology annotation, cellular component: cytoplasmic dynein complex; cytoplasm.